GUGCAGCAACAUACCAUACCAGUAACGAAAGUGGAUCACACGGCUGGGUUGCAUAUGAAUGUAUUGACUGGGGUGAAUUGUUUUCUGAUAAGAUAUGGAACCCUUCAGAUGCACCAUUACAACUCAGGUGCAAAGAGAAAUCAGAUAUCCAAGUUGCAGGCAUGUUAUCAUUUUACAUCUUGACCAAAGGAAAGCAUCCAUUUGGUCCGAAAAUAGACCGACUGAAGAAUUUGCAUGAUGACAAUCCAGUGGGUUUGAGAGAGCUUUGUGAUCCUGUGGUCAAAGACCUGCUGUCUCAAAUGUUGGCUAGGAGCCUGGAUGAACGACCAUAUGUGGAGCAAGCCUUGAAGCAUCCUUACUUUCUCUCUCGCAAAGAGCAGAUGAAAUUUGUAGAAGCUGCGGGCAACGAACCUAAAUUAAAGAGUUCCCGCAAUGAUGUUUCCAAUCAGCUGGACAACCGCCAUCCAUCCAAAACCCGAAGUUCGUUGUUACCAGACAAUUGGAAAGACGUGAUUGGUCGCGAUGACCUCAGGACGCUGUGUGAUGGAGGUCAAAAGUCCCCAUCAGAGUAUAAAGGUAGCCGGUAUACACAUUGCAUUCGAUUAAUACGAAACUCAUUUCAGCAUCCGGAUGGCAAAGUGUGUCAAUUGAAAAAUAAGACACCGGCUAUUUCUUCUCUUGAGGAAUAUUUCCUUCAAUUAUUUCCAACACUCCCGCUUGUUCUUCAUCAAAUAAUCAGAGAGGAUUGCGACUGGAAAACACUCCCUGCUUUGAAGGAUUUUUUUCCUGUGAUAGACCGUCGUGCAGUGCCUGAUGUAGACUAA
This is a messenger RNA of Paramuricea clavata, 824 nucleotides long. Lineage: Eukaryota; Metazoa; Cnidaria; Anthozoa; Malacalcyonacea; Plexauridae. The record is from the annotation of a GenBank genome assembly.